Sphaerulina musiva SO2202 is the source of this 1914-nucleotide messenger RNA. Its product is annotated as TPR-like protein. The transcript is spliced from 2 exons. The annotation marks the transcript as partial. Gene Ontology annotation, molecular function: protein binding. The record is from RefSeq and is a predicted model, not a curated record. NCBI's taxonomy places the organism in Eukaryota, Fungi, Ascomycota, Dothideomycetes, Mycosphaerellales, Mycosphaerellaceae.
GCCGCGCUGAUUCCCCCGAUGGUAACGCUUUUCCUACUCUCUUGAUAUCAAGGAGCCUCGUUUGUGCUGAGACCUUCCUCCUACAGCGAUCAUUAUUUGGAAACAGCAAGAAACCCUCGUCGACACCACCUCGAACCCCGCCCAUAUCCUCUCCCGACAAGGACAAGGACAAAGAGAAGCGCACCAGCUACUUUGGAAAAGAGAAGGAUAAGGAUAGGGACAAGCUCAAGCGCUCCAGCAAGUCGUUCCCUUCGCGGAGUGGCAACAGGCGAGGCUCGGACGAGCACCCGCUGAACUUGCCGCCCGACGAGUUGCGGCGCCUCAGCGCUCUCUCUGCCCGGAAGAUGAGUAGCACCAACAGUCCGCGACACUCGCGGGAGGGAGGAGUGCCCGUGCCUCCUGACGCAAUGGAGACGACGCCUGCCCCAGAGACCCCAGGUUCUUUUCCAACAACCAAUGGCACGAACGGGAUCAGUGAGAGUGCCGAAGAAGGCGAGCAUCCUGCGCCCGCUCCACCACCACAUAAAUCACAGCCAACUUCGCCCCCGCCGCCUGAGACACGUCCUGAAGAUGCGGAGAAAUUCAAGGCCGAGGGCAACAAGUACUACAAGGUGGGCAAGUAUGCGGCGGCAAUCGAUGAGUAUGGCAAAGCCAUUGAAGCCAAUCCGACAUCGUCUACCUAUCUGUCCAAUCGAGCGGCAGCGUACAUGGCAGCAGGAAAGUACAUAGAGGCAUUGGAAGAUUGCAAGCGAGCAGAUGAAUUGGACCCGGGAAAUGCCAAGAUCCUUCAUCGCCAGGCCAAGAUCUACACUGCUCUCGGACAACCGCAAGAAGCGCUCGAUGUAUACGAUCGGAUACAGCCUCCCGCCACUGCAAAGGAUAAGCAGCCAGCUUUGGACAUGCAGAAGCAUCUCUCGGGGGCGCAGGACAGUCUGAAGAACAGCUCUAGUGGAUCAAUGGUGCUAUUUGCACUUGAUCAAGCCGAGAAAGGACUUGCUUCGACAGUACAACCGCCCAGGAAGUGGAGACUGAUGCGAGGAGAGGCGUACCUGAAGAUGAGCACAAUAAACAGCCUGGGAGAUGCGCAGAAUGUUGCAAUGUCAUUGCUCAGGCAAAACAGCGCUGAUCCAGAGGCGCUGGUGCUGCGAGGGCGUGCGCUGUAUGGACAAGGAGAAAACGAAAAGGCAAUACAGCAUUUCCGGCAGGCCAUCUCAUGCGACCCAGACUUCAAGGAUGCCGUGAAGUGGCUCCGAUUAGUGCAAAAGCUGGACAAAACCAAGGCUGAGGGCAACGACCACUUCAAGUAUGGACGAUAUCCUCAAGCCGUAGAGGUGUACACGUCCGCGCUGGAAAUCGAUCCAACAAACAAGGGCACCAAUUCGAAGCUUCUCAACAAUCGAGCCAUGUGCUAUACGAAACUGAAGAAAUGGCAAGAUGCCAUCAACGAUUGCGACGCCGCCCUGAAGCUCGACCCCAGCUACGUCAAAGCCUCCAAGACACGAGCGAAAGCUCUCGGUGCCAGUGGCGACUGGGAAGAAGCCGUUCGAGCAUUCAAGAGCAUCGCCGAACAGAACCCCGAAGAACCUGGGAUCGCAAAGGAAGUGCGUGACGCAGAACUCGAACUGAAGAAGAGCAAGCGGAAAGACUACUACAAGAUUCUCGGCGUCGAUAAGGAGUGCGGAGACACAGAAAUCAAAAAGGCAUAUCGAAAACUUGCAGUGAUACAUCACCCAGACAAGAAUCCAGAUGACCCUGAGGCUGAGAAUCGUUUCAAGGAGAUUCAAGAGGCGCAUGAGACGCUGAUUGAUCCGCAGAAGAGACAGAGGUACGAUAGCGGAGUGGAUCUGAUGGAAGAUGGAGGUAUGGGUGGAGGUGGGUUCCCUGGUGGGAUGGGCGGCAUGGGCGGCAUGGGAG